AUGCAGAAGAAGAAAACCCAUUUCCCCCUUAUCGCGCUCGUGUUCUUCGUUUUCAUAGCCCUCACAAUCCUCUACAACGAGUCCAACAUUCAAGUGAUUCACACAGAUGAUGAUAAUGGCGACCGGCGCCCAUCGACGCUCCAAGACGGUUCUUUGCUCAAACCCGCGCCAACCCAGAACAUUAAUCUCUCGAAAAAUUCUCCAGUUGGUCUGGAUAAAUUCAGCAAGUGUGCUUCCACGGUGAGCUAUGGUGGCCGGAGAGGUGUUUCAGCCGUUAACAAGGCGGUGUUUGGCGGCCGGACUGAAGUCGAAUCCUGCAAUAUUUUUUUGGGGAAAUGGGUUUUUCAUAACAUUUCAUAUCCUUUAUAUAAUGAGUCCGAUUGUCCUUACAUGUCUGAUCAAUUGGCUUGUGGAAAACACGGUAGACCCGAUUUGCAGUACCAGUUUUGGAGAUGGCAGCCACAAGGCUGUAAUUUGAAAAGAUGGGAUGCAAGGGAAAUGUGGGAGAAAUUGAGGGGAAAGAAGUUAAUGUUUGUGGGGGAUUCUUUGAACAGAGGGCAGUGGAUUUCAAUGUUGUGUUUGUUGCAGUCUGUUAUUCCAUCCGAUAAACGGUCGAUCACACCAAAUUCCGAGCUCACGAUUUUUAGAGCAGAGGAUUAUAAUGCGACUGUGGAAUUUCUUUGGGCACCCCUUCUUGUUGAAUCCAACUGUGAUGAUGCGGUUGAACAUCGAUUGAGUGAAAGAAUAAUUCGUCCCGAUUCGAUUCUAAGGCAUUCGUCGAAAUGGGAGCAAGCCGACAUUUUAGUCUUCAAUUCGUACUUAUGGUGGAGACAGGGCCCAGUCAAGUUGUGGUGGAGCAAUGAAGAGAACAAUGUUUGCCAAGAAAUUAGUGGGCUUGGAGGCAUGGAGUUGGCUUUGGAGUCGUGGGCCGAUUGGGUUGCGACCCAUAUUGAUCCCUUGAAGAAGAAGGUUUUCUUUGUUACCAUGUCGCCUACACAUCAAAAGAAAGACGAAUGGGAGUCUGGAAGUGAAGGCAAUUGUUACAACGAAAAAGAGCCAAUAAACGACAAAAAUUACUGGGGAAGUGGGUCCGACUUGCCCACGAUGCGUAUGGUGGAAAAAAUAUUGACUCGGUUGGGUUCGAAAGUCUCGGUUCUCAACAUCACUCAGCUGUCUGAGUACAGAAAAGAUGGCCAUCCCACGAUUUACCGUAAGUUUUGGGAGGCGGUGGGGCCCGAGAAAUUGGCAAAUCCAUCGAGCUAUUCUGAUUGCACACAUUGGUGCUUGCCGGGCGUGCCUGACGUGUGGAACGAGUUGCUGUUUCAACUUUUGUGA
Striga hermonthica is the source of this 1335-nucleotide messenger RNA. NCBI's taxonomy places the organism in Eukaryota, Viridiplantae, Streptophyta, Magnoliopsida, Lamiales, Orobanchaceae. The record is from the annotation of a GenBank genome assembly.